This is a messenger RNA of Homarus americanus (American lobster), 9173 nucleotides long. RefSeq names its product early endosome antigen 1-like. The record is from RefSeq and is a predicted model, not a curated record. The transcript has 43 exons. The coding region runs from base 232 to 7137 and encodes 2301 amino acids. NCBI's taxonomy places the organism in Eukaryota, Metazoa, Arthropoda, Malacostraca, Decapoda, Nephropidae.
GGCGAGGCAAGCAGUUGGCCCCACACCCGGCACCCGUCCUGCCGCGUCCCCCUAUACGCUAGCUUGGUUGUGGUUGUGCGUGUGUGUGUGUGGUCAUGUUGUGUUCUAGGAAAUAAUAGCGGUGGUUCAUAUUCUCGCCCUGCUGGAUCCCUUGCUUCACUCUACUGUACUGUGAUAACUAUGUAAAGCUGCUCUACGCUGUGAUUGGCAGCGCGGCCCGGGAGUGAGACGAUGCCGAAGGUCAACGAUCCACUCUGUCCGCUGGGCUUCCACCCCCAGACCCGCUGGCCCAACAGGUGCAAGCGCUGCUUCAGGGACUACAAUGACCACAAGAGCGUUAAGGAACAAUCGGGGUCAACCACAUCACUCAACUCCUUAUCCAGCUACGACCCUAACACCAAGGUCAAGGACGAGGUCGAGGCGCCAGGAACCUACAGAAGGACUCGAUCUGACCUCAGCGCUGAGCUCAUCUCCCGAGUCAACGCUGAACAGAACCACCGCGGGGAGGCCAACAACUCCAACAAGUCAUGGAACAAGUCCCGGCCUGUGUCAUGGUCAGCCCAGGACCUGAGAGCUGCUGUUGACGAGGCCAAGGAACAGAUCCGCUCAUCAAGAGAAGACUUGCACCGCCUGUAUGGUAGCAGCAGGUCUUUGUCGCAGGAUGUCGGCAGUCUUGGCGACCUCCGGGGCAGCUCGAAUGACUUAUCAUCAUCGAGUAAAGACAAAGACGACGUGUCAGGUUACUCCUCCUUCUCCUCUUACUUAGCCAUGCGUACCAAGUCCCCAGCCAGGCCUCCGCUCUCCAGGACAUCUUCCCUACAAGGAACUUCUUCUACCUCGUCCUCCGCGAGAAGGGACGAGGAAGAGACCGCAAAACCUAUAGUGGAAGACGAACCCAAAACGACGAAAAUAUCGACCGAAUCCAAGACUUCGAAGCCGUCUACCUUACCUUCCGUACCUGAGACUAAAUCCUCCAGAGCCUCACUAACGCCAAUAAUCGAGAGCAAGAGUCUUAAGAUUUCUUCUCCGCUGCCGUCCAUAACAGAGGCUAAACCCCCUAAGCCUCCCUCAAGACUAAAACCGACCAUAAAACUUGGUGAGAUUAAGGAAACGCUGACGCCCGCGGACAACCCCAGGAAGAGUAUCAUCAGUCUGAGGGGCGAUGGUAACGGGGCGAGUACAGAGGUGAAGAGCGAGGAUGACUCGGCCGACGCCACCUACGUCAUCCAACUCUCUAAACCGAAGAAAGAACCAAAGAGAGUUGAGAUUGAUCUCCAGUCUGAAGUUGAUCGGCUGCAGAAGGAGCUCAAGGAGAAGAUUAAACAAGUUGAAGAGAUGGCAGAGAGAACUGAGACGUUAGAGAGAGAGAAUAAGGAAUUGUUGACCAAGAAACCCAAGUUUGGUGACGUGAGGAAGCAAGCCGAGUUGACCAAGAUGCAACAGAAGUUUGAUGAUCUAAACGAUGACAUGAAAACCAAGAACAAGGAAAUUAAGGAUCUCAAGAAGGAGAUUGACAAGAGACCGCUGCCCAAGGACGUCGAGAAGACCAUGGAGGACCUCAGAUCCAAGCUACAAGCGGCGGAACAACUGUGUGAAGAACUCAUGGACGAGAAUGAGGAUUACAAGAAAGAGAUCCGAGCUCUGGAGGACGAGAUCGAGGAGAUGCAAGACAACUUCAGGGAGGAACAAGCUGACGAGUACCGUCGUGUCCCCCGGUAUGUUAUUAUGAGUGACAACGAUUCCUCUCCUCCUUCUCUACCACAGGACCUCAGAUCCAAGCUACAAGCGGCGGAACAACUGUGUGAAGAACUCAUGGACGAGAAUGAGGAUUACAAGAAAGAGAUCCGAGCUCUGGAGGACGAGAUCGAGGAGAUGCAAGACAACUUCAGGGAGGAACAAGCUGACGAGUACCGAGACCUGAAGCGGGAGUUGGAACAAACGGCCAAGAACUGUCGCGUCCUUCAGUUUAAACUAAAGAAAGCUGAGAGACGAUCUGAUCACCUGGAGCGAGAUAAGGGCGAGAUAGAGGACAAACUGAAAGAGCUACAGGUGGGUGAGGGUGACGUAGAGAGAGCAGAGAAGAUCAAGAUGUUGGAGAAGGAGGUCAACCUGGCCAAGGAUGUCUCCAUGAAGAUGCACGACGAGAUGGAGAAGAUGAAGUCACAGCUCGAGUCUGCUGAACAAGACAAGAAGAAACUGAGUGAGAAAGUCCUCGACAAGCCAGUCAGACCGGGUGGUAAAUACAGUCGGUCACAGAUGAUGGGUCGUCAGGGCAGCCAAGACAACACCGACCAGCUGAUGAGGGACCUACAGGACGCUGGCGAGAGGGAGCAGGACCUCAAGGAUCAACUUAAAUUCGCCGAGGAGGAGACUAAAAACUUACGGAAGAAAAUAUCUCGAGUCGAGGAGGAGAACGAGACACUGGCCCUCCAACUCAAGAAGAUGAGUAACAAGGCCAAGGCGAACAGGCAGAGAUCUAUAGAGCGUUCAGGGUCUCUGGAGAGAUCUAGUUCAGUGGAGCGAGGAUCACUGAGUCGUCAAGGCUCCACCGAGAAGCCUCCAGCCAAGGAACCUGACGAAGGCAUCACCGAGGACCUGGAUCCUACUGAACUAAAGCUCCAGCUUGAGUUAAAUGAACAAGAAUCAUCUGUACUGAGGAGGAAGAUCGAGGGUCUGGAGUCUGAGAACGAGCGACUACAGAAGGAGAUCAAGGGGAUGCUCUCCCCUACAGACACCAAGACCAACAAGGUUGAUAUGGGGUUAGACCUAAAGAAGCUGGAGAAGGAGACGGAGAUACUAAGGUCGAAGAUACAGACCGUGGAGGGUGAGAACGAGCGACUGUGUGAUGAAAACAAGAAACUGCAGCUGAGGGUAGUGAAGCGCCUCCCUCUGUCUGGUACUGAGAGCAGCUACAUUGAGAGACAGGUGAUGGAGGAUAAGGUGCGUCGCUUAGAGAAGAAGUUGAAGGAUGCCAACGAGAAGCUCAAGACGGCGCAGGUGAACGCUGCCGUGGCUGCGUCAGGAAGCGAGGCUGAGGGUAAGAACACAGCGUCCAGUAGCUCAGAAAUGUUACAGUUAAAACAGGAAAAAGAUCAUCUACAGAGUGCAGUGACGGAAAAAGGCGAUGAGAUUAGUGACUUGAAAAAGAAACUCAACGAUUUACAAGGAAAAUAUGACAAGAUCUUCAAGGACAGCGAAGACAUGAAGAAAUCCUCCGCUUAUAAAGACAGAACUCCUAAGAUACCAAAAGACUUUACACCAAAGGCGACCUUGAUAAAAUGGGUGAAUGAACUAGAGACAGAAUGUGCCAAGCUUAAUGUCAAACUAAAAUUCAUGGAAACAGAGAAACAAGUCUUAGACGAGAUGAGUUGUGGUAAAAGAGAUGCUAACAAAGCUCUAGAUGGGGAGAUGUGUCACAUGCUGUUCACUGAGAGAGAGGCCCUCGUGGUGGAGAACUCCGGCCUUAAAAACAAACUGGAUUAUAAGGGCAGUGAGGCGAGGCAGCUGAAGCAAACAGUACGCGAGCUUGAAGAAGAGAUAAAUGCUUUACAGGAGAAGCUUAAGAGCCAUAAAGAGACAGAAGCCAAGAUGAAUGACAUUAUCACCUCAGAUGAAUGGAAGUUUAAACAGCCGCUAGAUUUCACCCCUAAAUCUGUCCUUAUAAAAAUGAUAAAUGAUUUAAAUAAAGUUUGCGCAAGCCUACACGUGUCGCUGAAGGAGGCGGAGAAGAAAAAGAAGGGUCGGCCGAGCUCAGAGGACCUGACAAACAUACGUGACUUGGAGGACAAGUUGGGGCGUGAGAAGGAGCGAACUGAAGAACUUUCUCGACAACUGAAGGAAGAACGUGAGAAGCUGGAUAAACCUUUAGCCAAUAAACGAUGGUCUGGAGGCCGCGAGGACGACCUCCGACGGUACGAGGAGCGGAUAACCUCCCUGAAGAAGGAGCUGAGCCAAGAGAAGGAGAGAAGCGAGGAACUGAAGGCCAAGAUGGGGGAAGGAUCUCAGGUUGGGUUUGAGGAACUUCGCUCAGCACAAACUGAGAAACACAAACUUCAGAAAGAGCUGUCGACGGCACAGCAGACCGCCACCAUCCUGGAGAAGAAACUGAAGGAGACAGAAGAGAACCUCAAGCUGGCGGAGAGAACAGAGAAGAAGAACAAAUAUGCUGUUGACAAGUUGGAGUCCAAGCUGGAUGAGGAGAAGAAUAACUUGACUGUUGCUGAAGAUCGGCAGAAGGAGUUGACAGCGUCUUGGUUUAAGGAACGAGACAGCCUCAAACAGGAACUUAUUGAGAACAAGAAACUGAGAGAGAAAGCCGAGCGUGAACUACGAACUACAAAGAAAGCUCGUGAUAGUAUGGAAAUGAAGCUGGAAGACGAGAAGAGACGAGGAGACGAGGUGCUGCUGGGCAAGAGGAAGGACAACGAGGUACUGAACACUCUCAAGACGGAGAAGGAGGAACUGGCGUCAGAAGUAGAAGAACUUAAAGACACCAUCACUAAGAUGGAAAAGGCGAAGGAUACGUCUGGCAGCAAACAAAAGCGGGAUAUGGAGGCUGUCAGGAAGGAGAACGAAGACCUCACCAUCCGCAUGAAUACUCUGGAAAGUGAACUCAAGGCGGAGCAGAAGCGGCGGGAGCGACUAGAGAAGGAGGCAGGAAUCCUCAAGAAUAACGCUAAGGCUGAUGCCGAGCUUAAGAAAGUGAAGGAAGAGUUGGAGUCUCUUCACAAAGAGUACAAAGAUUUAGAGAAGGUGAAGGGACAGGAGUCGAAGAAGAGACAAGAGUUACAGACCAAAUAUGAUCUACUGGAGGAAGACUUUGUUGUUCAGAAAGCUCAGUUCACCAUGAACAAUGAAGGCAUCCAACAAGACUAUAACAGCCUCAAGAAGGAACACAGCACCAUCGAGACGGAGCUCAGGACCUUGAGGGACACCUACAACUUGAGACAAGACACCUGGAUUAAGGAGAAACUCGAUAUGCAGGAUCAACUUCGGGAACUGGAAAAUCGCCUCAACAAAGCGUCAAGCGAUCCCGCGUCAUACUCGGAGAAGAAGCGACUUAAGGACAUCAUUGAGGACAAGAACCAACAGAUCGACCAACUCAAGAGGGACGAAGACAGUCUCAAGGACCAGGUGUCUUACUACAGACGAGAGAGUGAAGAUCUCCGGCGUAAGGUGGAAGAUCUGGAGAAGUUACAACAGCUGAACGAGAAGAGGACGUCAUCCCUCGCGAACGACACCUCCUCCUACGACAACACCAUCAGAGAGCUGAGAGCAAAACUCACAUCAACGGAGAAGAUAUACAAGACUGAACUGACCAAGAUUAAGAUGAAGUAUGACUCUAAGCUGAAGGCUAUGACAGAGGAAGUCUCAACCCUGACCCAGCACAUGACGAAGUACAGACGAGAGAGAGACACCUAUAAAGAGAUGCUGGACGGUACACAGAGAACUAUUGCAGAGCUCAAGGGCAACUCUAACUUCAGGGCCUCGAGAGCUGACAAUGCCACAGAGAUUGCGGCGGUCCAGCGCAAGGCGGGCCUGAAGGCUCAACAGCACCUCCUGGAGACACAAGAACUCAACGCCCAGAUCACAGAGUUUGAGGAUAAGUUGGCUGAUGCACGUCUGGAGAACACCAAACUCAGGAACGGAGCUAUUGACCAAAAAACCAACUUCGAGAUCCAACUAUGUGACUUACAAACUAAACUUAACGAGUAUGAAGAGGACCGACUACUGGUUGGUGGUAGUCGGCGAGUACCUGGCCUCAGAACCCGUCUCGAGCUGAACUGGCAGAAGGAGCGAGAGGAGCAGCAGCGACUCAUUCAGGAGACUGCCACGCUCGCUAAGGAUCUCCGGCAGACAUUGUACGAGGUGGAGCGAGAGCGGGACUUGGAGAGGUUGGAGGCGAAGAGGAAGAUAGACCAACUGAAGAUGACGGUGGGUCAGGAGACGACAGACACCAAGACCAAGGUUCAGGAGCUGCAGCGAGACUUACUGGAGCUGCGGGAAGCACACGCCAAGCUGCGGCAGAUCAACGAGAAACUGCGGCGGGAGAAGGACCGAACUGAGGUGGAGCGGGAGGCUAUGAGAGAUAAGUUCUUGGGCACGUCCAGGGAACACCUCAACCAGCAGGCCAAGAUGGAGCGGCUAACAGACGAGAUGAGGAAGGUGAAGGAUCUGGCUCCACUAGUGCUGGGUGAAGCUAUUGACGGGCGUGACGGCUCCCUCACCAAACUGCCGGGAGACGCCAAGCCUAAGACGAAGGAGGAGUUCACGGAGUCGCUAAAGAAGGCGUGUAGGAACAUGGAGGAGCUGAAGAGAAUGAUGAACCUCUCAGACGAUAAAGACAGACUUAGAAGAGCUCCCUCCUUCAGAAGAGCGUUGUCAGACUUGGAUAGUGAGGACGAAGGCUUACCACUACGGCCCCGGAGCCAACAGCGAGGUACUCUACACAAACCUGGAGCCAAGGGUCAGAGAGCGUUAUACCGUAAAGCUCAAUCCUUGGAUCACCAGAUGGCUGAGGAUAGGAACAAGAUCUGGGUGUCGACGGACGCUGGCAGCACUACUAGUAUAGACUCGACCAUGACCGACGACAUGCGGAGAGCCAAGUAUGACAGAGACAUCUCCCUCGACAGGAUCUCAACGGGGUCUCAGACGAGCGACCUCGACGUCUUGGGUGAAAAGAAGAAAAAGAAGGGCGUUAAGGGCAUGUUAUCCAAGCUGACGAAAUCUCGCUCCAUCGAGGAAUCCUCUACGGGCGGCUCCAUUGUGGGGGCAGGUGUUAAGGCGAUGGGCGUGGGUGUUGGCGGCUCGGGCAAUGAUAUCCCUGAUGAGGUAGAGAAAGAAAGUAAAGUGAAAGGCAAGAUAAAGGGACUCUUCAAGUUGGGGCCGCCCUCCAGGUCUCAGAGCGUGGACCGAGGUACAAGCCGAGACGGACCCAAUGUCAAAGCGGUUGCCAGCAGCUUCGACGGUGACACAGCCUCCAUGGCAUCGAUCACCUCCCUGGAGAGUAACGCCAGCGCCAACGUACCACCGGUGCUUCGUAGGUACAAAGGACGCGUCCAACCUAGCGGCGCUAUGACUAAAGCUCAGUCAUUCUCCGCCAUCGGUCGCCAGAGUUCGUUGGAGACUGACGUGUGAAGGAGGUGACCGAGGACUGGCGAAAACUUAAACAUUAAAGAAGAGUGCCGGAGAAUGGGAGCAGCAGUGUGAGAGCCCACCGCUCUUGUAUACAGUACACAAUCACCAGCAGCAGCAGUGGAUGAAACAGACAACAGUUGUUUACUCUCCUCGUGCAGACUACAGUGUAAUGAUGGAGUGUCAUCUUUGGAUAUUUUGUGGUUUAAAGUAUACCUCAUAUCUUCAGUUAUGAGUGAAGAUCAACAAGGUAUAUAUAUUUAUUGUUCGUAAGAUAUUGUUGACGUCAUAGUUAAACUCCAUCAUGUUCCGCUCUGCUUGUCUGUGUGUGAGUCAUUCUACUGAGGACCCCAAAUAUCCGUGUGGCUGCCAUGAUGUACUGCACCUCCAGGAGUCUUGAUGUAAAGAAUCCUUCCUAUAUGUGUCUUCUUUUAGCACUCCACAGCCAGGGGUCUGUAUUAGCUUCCAUAUACAGUAGUAGUUGUAAUGACAGCUCCCUGGGCUCUUGGGGGCUCUGAAACCUGUAUAUUAGCAAAGCCUUGGAAGAUAAGCGCCUCAGUCGGGGUAUUGGUGAUAUAUCUCGCUGAUUGGUGCACCAGAGGAAAUAUAUCGACGACAACAAGUGACAUUCUUCAUUGGUGAAUGUUUGGAUGUUUUCCCUCAUACUGUACCACAGUAGAUGUUUAUAUAGCCAGGGAAUUUGAACCAUUGGAAGACAGUUUCGAACAAAAACUCUGUGGUAGAAAUUGGUUAUAGUUUUCAAUGGUCAAGUGUACAUGAUAAUGGCCUCUUUCUACACUCCCAUAACACAUGUUACCGUGGCGUUUAUCUGUGUAUAAUGAAUGUGUAUUUUUGCCCUUUCAUUGUCGGUUUUACAUAUCACGUCGAUGUCUCCAUGUUUGUAAACAAUGCUGAGAGAAGGAGAGGUGAAGUAUUGUCCCAGAGUCACGCACGUUACGCCUCAACACUUGUUUUCAUUCUUCUUCAUCAGCCGUGACGAUAGAAGGUAUUGUUAGUGCCUAUAAUAAUGAUUUACGUAUCUACAAAUUAAUACAUUUAACGGAUUGAAAAGAACGUUAUAUACUGAAAGAACGUUGUAAUGUAAACAGGAAGAACGCUAUUUAUAAAACCCCCGCUAUACUAUAUAUAAAACGCUGUAAUUUAUACAGGUAUACGAAAUAUCAGAAUGACGAACAAUUAUUUAUCAGUAAGUAAUAUCGUCACUUUCAAUAGAAUAGUUUUGUUAAUCAAUAUUUCCAGGUGAAGAGGAAAGUGUACUGUACAGGUAGACUAAACACACCUAUAUGUCUCAUUAUUAGUUCUUCUUGAGCCAUUACUUCAGGUGUUGGUGAAGUGAUAUUACAAAAACAUCAAAACAGUUAUGAAUACUAGUUAUUGUCUAGUCAAUAGUCAACUACCAUAGUCCUGUCGCCUCUCCUCCUGAACCACGAACCCAGAGAUUCAGACUCGUGAACCCGAAGCAUUUAUGGACACAGUAAUGUAUCAAUCUCCUGCUUCGGGUUCACGAGUCUGAAUCUCGGGGUUCGUGAUUCAGGAGGAGAGGUGAAUUGACUUUAGUACUUAAUUGACUGUACAACAAGAUCUGAGAGUUAAUUGAUCUUUCUUCAGUCUUUCCAGUACAGUAUCUGAGGACUGAAUUUAGUCUUUUACUUGACACAUUUUUUCCUCAAUGUCUCGUCAGUGCCUCAGUGCCCCGGGCGGUGAAGAAAUUAUUCUUAGUCAUCAUUAUGUUGAUGACAAGAAAUAAUUGUUUUUUCCUCAUAAAGUAUCAACAGCUACAGCACUUAACAGCGAACUGAAGUUGUAUACUAACUGUUUUAUUUGUUAGAAUGUUGACAAGGCGACACCACAGUACUUGUCUCGCUUACUGGUGAAGAGAUCAAAGCUCUUGGUCACUCUACCUUUACUCAUCUCAGCGUGUAUAUAUUGUAAACAAAGUUCUCUCUUACCUUCAUGAAUAUGUUGCAUGGAUAUAUUAAAUUACAGGGCUUUUCCAACCAAUUAAAUGUUUUAUUUAC